Molecule: messenger RNA, 4331 nt
Organism: Pseudopipra pipra
Lineage: Eukaryota; Metazoa; Chordata; Aves; Passeriformes; Pipridae
Gene: PLA1A
Product: phospholipase A1 member A
Exons: 11
Coding region: 143-1525 (460 amino acids)
Biological process (GO): triglyceride catabolic process; fatty acid biosynthetic process
Molecular function (GO): lipoprotein lipase activity
Source: RefSeq, a predicted model, not a curated record
GAGCAGAGGUAGUUGUCCCUUUGCUUUUUUCCCAAAAGAUCACAGGCUAGUUGAUCAUUAACAGAGUCAAGCUGAUCGAGCAACCCACCAUAGUUGUUUUUCCCCUGUACAAUCCCUGUACUUGUAGUUAAUUACCAGGAAGAUGGUUGAGGAUCUGAAGAGGCUACUGCUUGUUGUUCUUGCUGUCCUCUGGCUGCUCAGCUCAGCACAAGCAGGGAAUACAGACAGACUCUCGGGGCAUCACUGCACUGACUUCCAGACAGCAAAUUUCCUACGGGGCAGUAAACUUAAGGUCCAGUUUCUUCUGUUCACCUCCUCAAGCCCCAGCUGUGGAGAGCUGAUUUUAGCUGAUGAUGGUAUCAAGAAUGGCAGCUUCAAUAGCAGCUCAGAAACCAAGAUCAUAAUCCAUGGCUUCAGGGCUUUGGGUACCAAGCCCUCCUGGAUUGAAGGGCUUGUCCAAGCCAUACUGAACACAAGCUGGGUGAACGUGAUCGCAGUAGACUGGGUUUAUGGGUCUACAGGAGCCUAUCCCUCUGCAGUGGAAAAUGUCACAGAGCUGGCCCUCUCCAUCUCACAAUUCAUCAACAAGCUCCUGGCCCUGGGGGUCUCAAGGACAUCUAUCCACAUCAUUGGGGUAAGCCUUGGUGCUCACGUUGGGGGCCUGGUGGGGCACUUCCAUGGCGGUCAGCUGGGACGGAUAACAGCCCUGGAUCCUGCAGGCCCUAAGUACACCAGAGCCAGCCCUGAGGAACGCCUGGAUCCUGGGGAUGCCCUCUUUGUGGAAGCCAUUCAUACCGAUGCUGACAAUUUCGGGAUCCGGAUUCCUGUAGGCCACAUCGAUUAUUUUGUCAAUGGAGGCAAAGAUCAGCCAGGAUGCCCCCGAUUCAUCUCUGCAGUUUUCCUUGCAGGCUAUAACUACCUGAUCUGUGAUCACAUGCGGGCUGUACAUCUCUAUAUCAGCGCUUUGAAACAUUCCUGUCCAAUCGUGGGGUUUCCCUGUGCAAGUCAUCAAGAGUUUUUAAAUGGUCAUUGCCUGGACUGUGCAGAACGCUUCCUGUCCUCCUGUCCCAGAAUAGGCCUGCUGGAGCAGGCAGGUGUCAACAUGAGUAAGCUGCCCAAGGAAGUGACAGUUUAUUUAAUGACCGGUCCUUCAGCCCCAUUCUGCGUCUAUCACAGCCUGGUUGAGUUCCACUUGCAGAAGAAAAGAAGCACAGUCACCAGCAUUGAGAUCACUUUCUUCAGCAACAGCACCAAGGACACAGCAAAGAUCACCAUACCUACGUACCAGGACAUGGGCAAACGGCUGCUGGCCCACCAAGUUCCCCUCUGCCAAAUAAACAGCGUGACACUGAAGUAUAUCCCAAAAAAACGGUUUUGGAGAAGGGAUGAGCCAUCCAUUGUUGGCAAGUUCUGUGUGGCGCCGCUGCCUCUCAAUAGUAGCCGGACAAUGUCAUGCCUGCCCUGGAACCUCACUCUCCCCAGCAAAACAGACAUCUCCUAUGAUCUACCCACUGCUUGUGCCUAGCACUGCCUUUGGGAUACAGAAAACCAGAAAGGAGUCCUAAACCUAUUGCUGCUCUCUGCUCACAGGUGAUACUUUCACCAUAAAUCUGGAUGGGUUUCUUGCUCCCUGCAUGGGGACAGGAUAUCAAGAAAAAGAAGUGUGUGGAAUGUCAGCAAGUACAAGGUUAACUGGUUACAGCAAAACCUCUCAGUUAAAAGACUGGAUUGAACUUUUAUCUCCCAGGUUCUGUAGCCAGCUCUGAAAGUGAGACAGGCAAGUCAUUUAUCUCAAUGUUUGUAUCUAUGUGAAAGAAGGAGGAGAUAAUAUACUCUUUGUACAGUGGGAGUAUUGGUAUGAUUCAUUUGUGUUUUAUAAGAAAAUGUCCUGAAAUCUUCAUACUAAAGGUGAGAGGUAGUAUUUUUCCUCAGCAAGAGAAAAAAGGUGGGGUUUAAGUUUGGCACAGGAAGGAGUCAUUCUUACCCAGCACUCCAAUGGGAAACUCACUAGUCCCAUCUAUAAGACCCUUUCAGAGUGAGACCGUAUUGAUUUUAUGUUAGUGCUUCAGUAAGUAAUCAGAAUGCAUCUCCUUACCUGACGAGACUGGAGCAACUCUUUUGGUAGUUGGCUUGUUCUCCCUGAAGCUCACAUGAAGUGAAGCAGACACCAGGAGCACCACAGUGCUCUCACAUCCAAUUUUGCACUGCUUUGACCAUCUGCCCAGAAUAGAAGGUAAGAGGAGAAUGGAGUAGCUGUGGGGCCACCUAACACAAAUUAGUCCCAGGAACUCAGCACAGCCUUUCAGACCUGCAAAAGUAGUUGAGGUCUGGAAGUAAUUGGUGAAAGAUUACAAUCAGAUGCAUGACCAUAGGAAGAGCCCUCACCCACCCACACCUUUUCCACCACCAUGAUAUGUAUGCAAAUUAAAGAGGUGACAAGUCUUUCAUCACUUCUGCCAACAAAUCACACCUUCUAUUAACCAUUUUCUCUGGUUCCCUGUACUGGCUUCACUGGGUGAUGGAAAAGUGCACCAGGAACUCCGUGAUCAGGAGAGAGGGUCAUGCUAAAGGCAUUUCUGCCAUGAAGAAGCCUCAAGUCAUUUGUCGUGAGCUGUCACUACUGCUUCACUAAACAGUGUCACAGCAGGGUUAGCUCCUGCUUUCAGCUUGAGUCCAAGCUUUUGGGCCCUGGCAUGUGGCUGUUUGGAAGGCCAGCUAGCAAACACCAUCUCCAACACACACUCAGGACAGGGAUAGAGCUGGGCUCUGCCAACCUGAUAGAGAUCCAUGUUAGCUGGUUCCAUGAUUGAAGAGUUUCCAGGGAGCUUCUUAUUGAAGACUGGAAUAUAAGCUCAGCAGGCAGCUGUGAAGGGCAGUGUCUAAUUCUGGUCCACUGCUUCAGGCAAGUGUAUAAAGCACCACGACAGGUGGCCCCAGUUUCAUUGUGCAUUUCAGUUCCUUUGCAGAAGAGACCCCAGCAGCUCUCAUGUCAAUCUGCCAGAGACACUUCCUAGCUGUGAAGGGCAGUGGGGUCAGGCUGAACACAAAUGUAUCAACAGAGCAUGGGGACAACCAUCAGCAGGAUGAUUCCCUGGCCUGGGGCAGCCCCGUUCCUCUGCCCUGGUGUGACAGCAAAGGCGAGCAGUGCAAGGAGCUGUGUACACCAUGGAUCCCACACAUCUGUGGCCUCUGGGCCACAGCCCCUGUGUGAGCAGGGCAAGGUGGGUGGGGCUGCCUCCACCAGCCCAGGGCUAACACAAAGCCAGCCCCACGGGCAGAAUGGCUGUGUCCCUGCGUGUCUGUGCCAAGAGGCACUGAAGAAUGCCCUGCCCUGUGCUGAGGGAGGGAUGGGUGGAUGCUCCUUGCUCUUUCCCCGACUAUCUGCCCUGGAGUGGCUCCUCACUGCACAGCUUGGUUGCACCUUGGUCCUCCACCCAUACUUCCAUCUCCAAUUCCCUAGCUGAGGAAAUGGCUGGGGAAGCUCAUCAUACAAAUCCUGUUGCAGCUGAACUUGGAAGAGGCCUUCCAUCUCCACAUGAUUUUCAUUAAGACAUUGUACUUAGUACCAGGGGUUGUUCUCCCCACAGAUAUUUUGUAUUCAUUCGUUUCUUCACUUGGUAUGUGUGCAACCGGAGGUGAUUCCCCUUUGAGCACAAAAAAAAAAAAGGGUUCCUGCUCUCCUUCUUGCCUACACCUGUUCCCAGUCCCAAUUCCUCCCCUUUCUUAUUCCAAAUGAUUUAAGGCAAACAAACAACCUUUCCUUUUUUCACCAACUUCUUUGAGAAGUGGUGCUUUUCAUAAAUGAUAAAUCCUAACUCCUGGAAAAGUAAUUUCUGGUCUUACAAGAGUGGAUUCCCAGUGAGAUGCAUAUCAUCAAACUCUCCAUUGCAAGCACAUUAACAAAAGCCACCAGGCAGGCAAUUUCCCCUUGCCCUUUCCACUCAGUGCCUUGAGAUCACCUCAAGGGAUCUUUCUCUUCAAAUCCUCCCUCCCACUGUUACCUCCCUCUUCAAAUCUUCAAACACCAGUAGUUUAAUUUCUGACUUUAAUGGGAAUCAUUAAUCAAAGGGAACACAGAUUCUGCACCUUGGUAGCAGAGCUGCCGACACACCUCAGAGAGGGAGGGCUAAAAAACAAACCAUGAAAGCACACUGGGGAAGGCAGCUCUGGUGAACAACCAUGGGGUGGGAGGUGCUGGAGUGUCACACUGCAGUCUUAAGCAUGUGCUUCAUGUGCUCCUGAGUGUAAAUGUCUGCUGGCAGACAUCUCUGCGUGCUAAAGAGUGUGUCUCUGGUCAAAAACCUGUGUGAGCAUCUGUGCCCUUGCAGAGG